GCUCCGAAGAUGACCGGCAGCGACUACGCCAAGCUGGCACCUGUCGGAGCUGCUUUCGCCGCGGGCCAGGUGGCCACUGUGGCCUCGCUGGGAGCCGUGGCGGUGUCCUUCACCCACGUGGUGAAGGCCCUGGAGCCGGCCGUGAACGCCAUCGCGUCGGCCCUGGUCCUCGGCCAGGUGUUCCACCCCAUGGUCUACGCAUC
Molecule: messenger RNA, 203 nt
Organism: Symbiodinium sp. CCMP2456
Lineage: Eukaryota; Dinophyceae; Suessiales; Symbiodiniaceae
Source: the annotation of a GenBank genome assembly